CUACACCGCGUUACAAUUUAGUCUCCAAAAUUUAAGAGCCCUGUGGAAUUUUAGGCCUUGUAGUACAUUAGCAGGAGGAGUACAUCAUAUGAUAGUACACUUUUUUUUUCAAACACCUACAUAUAUAGCGAUGCAAAGCGUAAAAAAUUUGCUAAACCCACCAUGGCUGCUGCAAUGCUCAGAAGAUCCACCAUGGGUUCCCUUGCAUUUUUGUUUCUGGGGUUUCUAAUUCCCCUGAUUGCAGCUCAUGGAGGAGGCUCAGAUGAUGAUGAGCAUGGGGAUGUGAAGCCCAACUUAAGAGCAAAAUCUUUAAUUCUGGUAAAAAUCUGGUGUCUCUUGAUAGUUUUCAUUGGCACCUUCGCUGGAGGAAUUUCUCCUUAUUUUUUCAGAUGGAAUCAGACUUUUCUUUCGCUGGGCACCCAAUUCGCAGGAGGGGUUUUCUUGGGGACGGCCUUAAUGCAUUUCUUGAGUGAUUCUGCAGAGACGUUUGGAGAUUUGACGGAGAAAGAGUAUCCCUUUGCAUUCAUGCUCUGUACUGCCGGAUAUCUGCUUACCAUGCUGGGAGACCUGGUAGUGACUUGGGUUUAUGCCAGGCAAUCAGACAAGACAGAAAUUAUCCCCCUCCAGAAUCCCGUUCCUUUGCAACCUAAAGAUGAUCAAGGACAAUUCACUGCACACAAUGGAGAUACAUCAUUCAUAUAUCAGGAGGUGAAGGCGCCAUUGCCUAGUUCGGCUUCUUUGGGUGACAGUUUAUUACUGAUAGUGGCACUCUGUUUUCAUUCUGUCUUUGAAGGAAUCGCCAUAGGAGUGGCAGAAACGAAGGCAGAAGCAUGGAGGGCAUUGUGGACAGUGUGUCUGCACAAGAUAUUUGCAGCAAUUGCAAUGGGCAUAGCACUACUGCAGAUUGUUCCAAACAGGCCACUGUUAUCAUGUGCAGCUUAUUCUUUUGCAUUUGCCAUAUCCUCUCCAAUUGGGGUUGCAAUUGGCAUAAUAAUCGAUUCCACUACAGAGGGACGAGUUGCCGAUUGGAUUUAUGCAAUUUCAAUGGGUUUGGCUUGUGGAGUUUUUAUUUAUGUGGCCAUCAACCAUCUCCUCAACCGAUGGAGCAAACACCAUAACUCCCAAAAGGCUGAGGUUACAUUUUAUAAACCAUUUUACAAUUACAUGGCGGUUGUUUUGGGGGCUGGAGUGAUUGCAGUGGUGAUGAUUUGGGAUUAGAGAGCCUCAAUGAUUUGAAUGAUAAAUCUUGUGUUGUUCAUAUUCCAAGUUCAGUUUUGUUGUAAUAUGAAAACCCUACAUGACUGCAACUUUCAAUACAGAGAUGGUUAGAUUGUUGGAGAUUUUUGUGAGGAGCAGAUAUGCUUUUUGAGGUCGAAUAGAUUGAUGGAGGGCUUUUGGGUCUUGAACAUGUGCCCGACACUUCCCUGUAGAAAAAAGUAAAGCAAGUCUGGAUGUAUUUAGUAACUCAAUAUGUGAAAAAAUCUUUUUUGUUUUAUUUAAUGAAAUUGGAAAACAGAUAUGAUUGAAGAGA
Cryptomeria japonica (Japanese cedar) is the source of this 1531-nucleotide messenger RNA. Its product is annotated as zinc transporter 11. The coding region runs from base 163 to 1218 and encodes 351 amino acids. Gene Ontology annotation, molecular function: zinc ion transmembrane transporter activity. The transcript has 4 exons. Gene Ontology annotation, cellular component: membrane. Lineage: Eukaryota; Viridiplantae; Streptophyta; Pinopsida; Cupressales; Cupressaceae. Gene Ontology annotation, biological process: zinc ion transmembrane transport. The record is from RefSeq and is a predicted model, not a curated record.